Pygocentrus nattereri (red-bellied piranha) is the source of this 2395-nucleotide messenger RNA. RefSeq names its product pyroglutamylated RF-amide peptide receptor. Bases 237 to 1610 code for a protein of 457 amino acids. Gene Ontology annotation, cellular component: membrane. Gene Ontology annotation, molecular function: G protein-coupled receptor activity; peptide binding. The record is from RefSeq and is a predicted model, not a curated record. Lineage: Eukaryota; Metazoa; Chordata; Actinopteri; Characiformes; Serrasalmidae. Gene Ontology annotation, biological process: G protein-coupled receptor signaling pathway. The transcript has 7 exons.
CGACGAAACAGCGACGUUUGACUCCGACUCUUCUUCAGAAAGACGACUCUCUGUCGGUUCUUCUGCUUUCUUGACUCAGGGCAAAGCACCGUCAAGAUGAAUUGUGAGAUACGACCUCCGAGCUGUUCAUCGUGCAUCCUUCACGUUUUCACCUGGACUUGGAACGAGUAAAUGUUUACAUCUCCUCCACACCAAAGCCUGAGUUCCUAACCAAAGUGGCGUCAGUCUCUGCAAACAUGAAUCUUACCUCUCAGCUCCUAGACCUGAUGCUGGAGGCAUCUAACCUCUCUCGGUGGCAGUUCAUCCAGGAGUACUCCAUCCCUCCUCUAGUGGCAGUGCCCAGGCUCCCAGGACCCUUGCUGCCUGUAAUCGGCCUGCUCUACGUGCUCAUCUUUGGCCUUGCCGUGGUGGGAAACGGGGCUGUGCUGGUUCUUCUGUGCCGUAAGAAGGCUCUGCAGUCCCCCAGAACUUUCUUCAUCUGCUCCUUGGCACUCAGUGACCUCCUUAUUGCCAUUGUGUGUGUGCCUUCCUCCAUGCUUCAGCACUUCUUCGCCAACUGGCUGGCAGGAGACUUUUUGUGCAAGCUGGUACCGUUCCUUCAAGUUACUGCCAUAGCAACCAGCAUCCUCACCAUGACUUGCAUCGCCGUGGAGCGUUUCCAGGGCAUCCUGUAUCCCCUGCAUGUCCGCAACAAUUACGUCCUGCACAGCUCCAUCAGGAUGCUCGUAGCUGUGUGGCUGGUUGCUUUGGCAAUAGCAGCACCCAUGUGGUUUGUCCAGAAAGUAGAGGUAAAAUAUGAUUUCCUGUUUGACGUUCACCACACCUGUUGCCUGGAGGUGUGGCCGAACCCCCAGCAGAGGCGUGGCUACACCGCCUGCCUCUCUGUGUUGGUUUUUCUGGCUCCCAUGGUGACCAUGGCGGUUCUGUAUGGGAAGAUUAUGAGGGAGCUAUGGGGAAAGCACAGAGUGCACGAGGCCAUGUUCCAGACUCUACCAGGCUCUGAAAUCAACAAGAUCACAAGGAGGAAGAAGAGGGCAGUGAGGAUGAUGGCCACGGUGGUGCUGUUGUUCGGUGCAUGCUGGGCUCCAUUUCACCUCGUAUCACUGCUCCUGGACUAUGGUAAGUUGGAUCUGGACCUGAACUCAGAGUUUUUGCUGGUCAGCUUGGUGCAGAUCUUGGGCUUCAGUAACUCUGUAUGCAACCCCCUGGUCUAUGCCGCCCUCAACACCAACUUCAAGAGGGACAUGCUUGCCCUCCUGACCCGGGGGCGGAGUCCCGGAGACGGGUGCUGCUGCAGCCUGGACUCUGUCUACCUGUGGAGAGGACGGUCCCGGGUGGGCAUCUCCUCUUUGGAACCAAAGACAACCACCGAGCGUACAGAGAGGCGGUCUGGGCUGCGGCCCUGGAGCAAGGUGGCCUGGGAGGCCGAACCCAAUGGCACACCAGAGCCAGACAGGCCCACAUCCCAGUCCUUUCCUCACAUGAACCUGUUCAGUGUCAUCCGGCCCAACAGGUGUUCAGCUACUGUGAUCCUGAGCGUUACUGACCCGCCACACACGCACAACCCCUUUGACUCAGAACAGCUGCUGACUGGUAUUCCCAGUAGAUAAAGUGGGGCAAGCCCAAAAACAAUGGCUAUGAGAGGCUCUCACCAGUGCUCCCAGUACUAAGGUGGAACAGGACAACAACUCCAGGGUCAAAGAUCUAAUGCAAAAAGACACGGAGAGAAUUUUAAAAGUGUCUGAAUGAGAGCUGAUGGCCCUCUUUGACAGAAUCUGUCUUUUAUAAUGUAGCCAUUUAGCGAUGCAGCCUGAGAAGAACCCCACACUCUGCCUUUGAGCUUUUGAGUCUUGGAUUCACAGUAUUGAGCAGGUCAUGGCAGAGAUUGCAUCUACAUUUCUGAUCCAGGUUUUUUACUUCUGUCUCGUCCCAGAACAGUGUUCAUGGAGCUUCUUAGCCCAGCACAGAACCAGAUCAAACUUGCCAAUAUCAUACUGUGUGCCUAGUCCAGUGGUUCUCAAUUCUGGUCCUUGAAUUAAUAUUUUGUUUUUUCUGUUCAAACAGAUCCCAACUCACCAGUUAGUUGAAGUUGAAUGGAGUGUUUCCGAACUGAACUGCAGGAUAGGGAUAAGCCAGGGCCACGAGACCAAAUUAACAAUUCCUACCUGUAUGUUUGAGUGGCAGUUAAUCAGCAGUCCAAAUUUCAGUGGAAUUCCCCACCAUAGGCAUCUUUUCCACCAGCGAAUUUACUGCCAUAUGCAUUAAUAUAAUGUACCAGGUUUGAGACGGACGCGAUGUUUAUGCGCUGACAGCGAAUUACAUGUUUCAAAUACAAUGUAACACUUUUUAACUCCUUGUUUCUGGAGCUUAAAAUGCAUCAAAUAUCCUUCACAAA